AUGGGUGUUUCUGAUGCUUACAAGAAAGCUGCUACCAAACCAAGGAUCAAGUACUCACCUGAACAGUUGGAGUUGCUAGAGGGCGCUUUCCGUAGUUCACAGUACCCGGAUACAGAAACCUUGGACGACUUGGCGGAUAAAUUAGAUAUCAGUACAGAUAAAGUUUCGGUUUGGUUCCAAAACAGACGUUCUAAGUUUAAAAGACAAUCUAAGGAUUCUCACGUCGCUUGGAUGCGGAAACAGUUUUACAACUCAGACAUGCGCAGUUCGUGCCAAGUGAUUUCUGGUGACGGAAAACAACACGUGUUGUCGCCACCAAACCAAGUACAGGAAGUUCCGGAGAACCCAAUCUGCCGACCAAUUUCUAACUUACACUACAUGCCAUAUAUCCAUCAAGACAGCAACCCCAGCUUUGAUCACCAAAAAGCCUCGUUUCCGCCUAGAGCUUGCCAGUUUCCUUUUCCGGUAUCGUAUGGACCCAUCCCUUCAACGAACAGUUUUUGGGACCAAAUGGACGUUCAACAAAGAAACAGGAUCCUUUCUCAUUUGAUGUCAGAACAAGCAGAGCAGCAUCAGACUAUCUCCAGGCCAAGUUGUCAGUACACCACCAAUGUCCCUCAGUUUCCGCCAUCGUACAACGUUCCCUCCCUAACUGUGCCAAGUGGACUAGGAUUCUAAAAUGCCUUUGUUUGUUAACAAUGA
Molecule: messenger RNA, 702 nt
Organism: Saccostrea echinata
Lineage: Eukaryota; Metazoa; Mollusca; Bivalvia; Ostreida; Ostreidae
Product: retinal homeobox protein Rx1-like
Exons: 4
Coding region: 1-678 (225 amino acids)
Biological process (GO): regulation of transcription by RNA polymerase II
Molecular function (GO): RNA polymerase II transcription regulatory region sequence-specific DNA binding; DNA-binding transcription factor activity, RNA polymerase II-specific
Source: RefSeq, a predicted model, not a curated record